AUGAUCCAACUAGCAUUACUCGCCACACUCUUGGUCUCGGCCGCCUUCUCAGACAUCUCAGCUUCCAAAGAAAUCCAGAAUGAAUCAUCAAAAACCAAAGUCAUCGACGUAGUUGUCGAGGGAAUGGUGUACUGCCAGAGCUGCAACAAGUUGGGAUCAUGGUCACUGACAGGAGCCAAGCCCCUAUCUGGCGCUAAAGUUGGCGUCAUCUGUGAAAACUCCAUGAACCGCGUAAGCUAUUACAAGACAUUUCAGACAGAUUCACAAGGCUAUUUUUACGCAGAGCUGGAUGGAUAUAAGAUGAAUCACUCGUUACUGGAUCAUCCUCUCCAGGCCUGUCAUGUGAAACUUAUUUCAUCUCCUCUUGCAAGCUGCGACGUCCUCACGAAUGUUAAUUAUGGAAUCAAUGGCGCUUCGCUUCAUUAUGAAAACAAGAGAUUGGUUUAUGAGAAUAUGAAGUAUGAAGCUCUGAUUUAUGCUUCAGCUCCACUGGCUUUCCGUCCAGCUCAGUGCACCUAA
Daucus carota subsp. sativus is the source of this 519-nucleotide messenger RNA. RefSeq names its product non-classical arabinogalactan protein 30. Lineage: Eukaryota; Viridiplantae; Streptophyta; Magnoliopsida; Apiales; Apiaceae. The coding region runs from base 1 to 519 and encodes 172 amino acids. The record is from RefSeq and is a predicted model, not a curated record. The transcript has a single exon.